AUGCGCUACGACCCUCCUUCUCCUUCCUCCCCUCAACUCCCUCCCUCGUCCACCACGAACCUACCACCAUCAUCGUUCCACCCCGCCCACGCCCACCUAACACGACACACACGCUCACCAGCAUCCCGCUCCCGCCCCAGAUUACGUCCUCCCUCCUCCAGCUCUGCUCCUUUCCCACCGUCAUCCGCCGCAAAUGGGUCAGGCGGUAUGGGGCCUGCGAGGACGACUAGAGCCAGGAGGAAUGAUAGCAUACCUGGCACUUAG
Molecule: messenger RNA, 264 nt
Organism: Laccaria bicolor S238N-H82
Lineage: Eukaryota; Fungi; Basidiomycota; Agaricomycetes; Agaricales; Hydnangiaceae
Exons: 1
Coding region: 1-264 (87 amino acids)
Source: RefSeq, a predicted model, not a curated record